This is a messenger RNA of Poeciliopsis prolifica (blackstripe livebearer), 3148 nucleotides long. It is a transcript of the gene misp3, whose product is annotated as MISP family member 3. The transcript is spliced from 4 exons. The coding region runs from base 224 to 2629 and encodes 801 amino acids. The record is from RefSeq and is a predicted model, not a curated record. NCBI's taxonomy places the organism in Eukaryota, Metazoa, Chordata, Actinopteri, Cyprinodontiformes, Poeciliidae.
GACAGGAGGAUACAGAUGCUAAGCAGAUCACCUUGAUCAUGCAUAUUUCCAUCGAGGUUAGCACUACCACACACGGCCAACAGCUCUGUCAGCCUAUUGGAUCUAAAAGGGAAAUACCAAAAAACCUCUGAGUGUUUCUAAAAGUGGUCAUUCAACAAUACGUCUCAGCUCGUACAGCUUUCUCUCCCAGAACCAUGGGUGCGUAAAUCAGGACUGCAAAGACAUGACCCAAAAUACAACAAAUUUUCCCGAAAUCUUUAAAAAUUCACAAGAUGGUGCCGAAGUUUAUUCUGAUGCUCCUGCGCAGAUCAAGCGGUACUAUAGCUUGAUGGACGACGAAGGACCGGGUGACGUGUUCAUCCAGCCCCCUUCUCCUCCGCCCUGCAGGGCUGUUUUGUCACCAACAGAGGGAAGCACAAGCGCAACACCAGCAGAUUCUGGUGUGACCCUACCAACCCAAGCAGCUGACGCCACAAAAGCUAAUCCCUGCAGCUUAGACAGGCACCAUGGUGAGAAGCGGUUAAUGGCAGCACGGAACGAGCUGGAUGAAGAGAUAACUGGUACAAUGGAGCCGUCAAUGGAGCCUAUGGAUGACACAUUGCUUUCCAGUGACAGGAAUUAUCAAAACCAAAAAUCCAUGGAUGACUCAGCUUGUUUGGUGGAGCGAUGCCAUGACAAAACUGGAAAAGCAGAGAGGAGUAACGCAUCAGGGGAUGAAGAAUCAAAUGAGGAGCCUGAAGAUGGCCCAAAGCCAUGGGAAGAAGAAGGAGGAGGAGAAGAAGAAGAAAACUAUAAACAAAUAUAUUCAGACGUGGAUGAAAACCCGGGGGAUACGACUAAUCAGGAGAAAGAAUGUGACAAAAAGCACAAAGGUAUUUCUUGCCUUGAUGAGAGAGACUUGGAGUUAUCAAAGACAAUGUCUGAUCUCAAUAAAAUCAAUGAUUUCACAUCUUCAGAGCCAUCAGAAUUUACCAAUAAUGAAGCAGAAGAAAGAACCAAGAGCGGUAACAAUGAAGAGCAUGUCGGAACCAGAUCUUCGGACAACAUCCUCACAAGAUCUGAGCAAGAAUCUGAAGAAGAGCUUGAGCAGGUCGAUGAAAACCGGAGAAUAGUGUCUGAUAUCCAUCAGGGAGAGCAGCUGCUUCAGCGUCUGCAAAUGGUGCAGCUACGACAUGAUGACAUCCUAAAUACAGCCCAGGAGAUUAUCACAGUGGCAAAAGCUGAGGAAGAAGAUAGGUUUAGGUCUGAGGUUGACAACGGGGGAAUUAGAGAAAAGAGUGUAACAAGUGACGAAUAUGAAGAGGAGGAUGCAUCAAAGGAGAAGGAACAGAGGACAGAUGUGACAGAGAACAAAAACAAUGACAACAAUGGCACAGAAGCAAGGACCACCUUGUCAACAUCACCUGGAACGGCACAGCACAAGCAGAUCGACGCAAAAGAUGCAGAUGAGUCUUUGGACGAUUACAGUGAAAGCUUGCCAUCUUCAACUUUGCCACUUCACAACCCUCGCGAAAUGCCCGGUGAUAUACUGUUCAUUUCUGCCGGGCAUCGAUUUUCAGCUGCUGAAACGUCAAUGGAGAAACAGAUCCAGGAGGCGGCCCAGGCCAGGCAGAACCUGCAGAGGGCUGGGGGUGUUUUCAACCUUGCAGAUAAUCCGGAUGUGUUGGAGAUUCCAUUCAAGACAGAUGUUUCUCUUGAGUCACUCCUUACUAAGGCGUGUACCAUCCAGCAAAGCCAGUGGCAGUUUUCUGAAAAGAAGAUGCAGAAAGAGAUAAGCCAGGAAAUUCAAAGGGAGCUGGUGCUGGUCAACCAGGGUACGAUUCCUGGGGAGUACUGCAAAGGGGAAGCCCGUCAGCUGAAGGAGACAAAACUGCUGUUUGAGACUUUUCAGCAGGUUAACAUGGAGGGACCUACAAGGCUUAGGAAGCUCCCGACCACAGCAAUGAAGGGUCCCGUUUACCCCUCUGUUCUGGAGCGCACUCGAAGCCUUGAGAUGUUUUCCCUCAAGACCUGUCUUGUCUCAAGGGCCCACUCUUUGAGGCUAUGCAACUCUACAAACCUCGAAGGAGACAAAAGUCCAGAAACCCUCAGAUCGAAGAGCCCAACUGGGGGCUCUCGUGACAGAACACGCUUAUCUCCUUACUCGAAACACGACAAGCACCUACGGCUGCACAGGAGCAUGGACUCAAUAAACAGCGAAUCCUCCACUUCCGCUGCGGAGUCUAGGGUUAAAACAAAGGACAGGCAAGGAUCCCCCAUAUUGAGGCAAAACCCUUUCUUCAAGCUGCGCCCAGCCAUGGCCCUGCAGCCGGAGGUGGAGAAGGACAUUCGGGAGGCUAAGGAAAGAGAAGAAGAACUGCGCAGACAGCGGUGCACUUUGUAUGGGGAGGACAGACACAAAAAUGAAGAUGAAGAAAAGCAUCGGUGUACAAUGACGCUCAAAUCAGAUGUGAAGUCCAGGGGAAAGCUGGAGAGACUGUGGCCGCCUCUGUCUAAAACGGAUCAGAAGAAAUCUGGCGAGGUGCAGCAGGAGGCGAAGGUUCACAGAGCCGGAGGUCAGAAAGCUCCUCUGUGGCUUCUCUGGGAGUCCGGCCUGAUCAACGGCCAGCUGUCAGAGGAGAAGAAGUGAUGCCGGCCGCCUUAGCGGUGCAAGAACAGAAUCCCGAUCAGCAGCAGAACCGCCGUCUGAACACAAAACGGAUCAGGGAAACAUCAGAGCAACAGGAACCUUUGUGUUCGUUCCAACUUCACCACUUUCUGACUCUUCGGGCUCUGCCUAGUGUUUGCAUCAGAACAUGCUUUUGAUUUUUACUUUGAUAUAACGUAGUCUUAGAUGGCAAGUUAAGCAGAGCACAUGUUUAUUUAUUUUUUCAUACUUAUGUUUCUUCAUCAUCAUGUAUUUAUUCAGGACCAACAGAUAUUAUUUGAAAAAUCCUGUUGUUAUUUUUUUGUUGUUUUAGGGGGAGGUUCUUCACAACACAGCCAAUUAUAGAAGAACAUUUAAUUUUUUAUCGCUUAGGCUGUGUUGCAUUUACAGUGUUGGAAAAGUUUUGGUUCUAGUGAGUCUUAGAUUAAAUCUGGUCCCAUCAGGGAACAUCUGGAUUGUUUUCAGCUUAAAUUAAAUUGCUUUAUUAAAAUAAGUUUAUAU